UAGCUUUUAGCAGAUAAAUUCACGACUCGCGAGCUUUAUUCGUCGGCAUCUCUGGAGAAGUUCUUUCGGCGGGGACGGAAAUUUCCAUUUUUGAACUGUUAGGUGGUGGUGGUACUCUAGUUGCUAUGACAACGGAAACGGCAAAGAAGAAGGGAACUCCGCAGAUUCUUAAAAAAGAUACUGCUCUAAAACUUGCUGAGAAGUGGGUUGCCAAUAUGACUAGGCCUGCAGAAGAUGAUCCUAUUGAGACUGAACAAGAAGUUCGACCACACAGGCUUGGACUUGGUGCUAAAGUGUCACGACAAACAAAGCGUAGACCAUCAGAUGACCCUCUCGAUCAGAAACUACAAGCCAAGUUUGAUGCAGGGAAAAGAAAAUAUGCAAGAUCGGUUGCAGAAUCACUUGGUUCUAGUAAGAACACCGGUGAUGAUAGUGAGGAUGAUGAUGAAUCAGAAAGCAAGAGCCAAGCAUUCGGCAAGAAAAAGAAAAAUACAAGUACCCCUCAUUAGAGUUUGUGAUGUACUAUAGUUAAAUUCAUGGCUUUGUAUUUGUUUUGAUUGUUGGCGACUAGCUAAAGCCAUAUAAUUGUAGUUUUGUUGGUGCUUGGUUAAAACAUCAUCUUUGUCUUAUGUAAGUUCAAGCCUCGUGUUAUUACA
Messenger RNA from Capsella rubella, 656 nucleotides. RefSeq lists its product as uncharacterized. The coding region runs from base 126 to 509 and encodes 127 amino acids. The record is from RefSeq and is a predicted model, not a curated record. The transcript has 4 exons. Lineage: Eukaryota; Viridiplantae; Streptophyta; Magnoliopsida; Brassicales; Brassicaceae.